GAAAACUAAACCACCCAAGUAAGAGAGAGAAGGGAAAACAAGCAACAAAAAAGCCACGUGUCAAAAGCUCACGAGCUCCUCUCCAAAUUCACAAAAAUCCCCCAUUUCCUUUAAACACUGGAUAAGCGUCUAUCCCUCUCCCUUCGGUUCCAAUUCAAAAACCAACGCAAAGCCUCGGAUUCAAACUAUGAUUUAACCUUAGAACUCCGGAAUUUUGAAAACCCAAAGUUUCCCAAAAUUCUCCCUCUCUUCUUGUAUACUUAUGUAUAGGCAAUAACACAUACAGUCAAAGGUAGUCUUAAUAGAAAAAUCCCAAUGGCGGCGGCAGGUAUUUCACUGUCCUUCUCGGCAAUUGGUCAAACUUCCAACGGCGGAAAAGUCAAUGUCUCUUCGGCUCGUUACCUGGCUUCCAAUUUCGAAGGAUUCCGUUUCCGGAUAAGCCUUUUAUGUCAUUCCGUCAGAGUUGGAGUUCCCUCGACUGCCUCUCCAUCCAUUAUUCACUGCAUGUCUACUGCUAACGAUGUGCCAACUGUAUCUGAAACUAAGUCCAAUUUUUUAAAAGCAUAUAAACGACCCAUCCCAAGUGUGUACAACACAGUUUUGCAGGAGCUGAUUGUGCAGCAACAUUUGAUGAGGUACAAGAGGACUCAUCGUUAUGACGCCGUCUUCGCCCUUGGUUUUGUUACUGUAUAUGAUCAAUUGAUGGAAGGAUAUCCGAGUGAUGAGGAUCGAGAUGCCAUCUUCCAAGCUUAUAUCAAUGCAUUAAAAGAGGACCCCCAACAGUACAGAGACGAUGCACAGAAGUUGGAAGAGUGGGCUCGUGCUCAAACUUCCAGUUCACUUGUUGAGUUUCCAUCAAGAGAUGGAGAAAUUGAGGCGAUGCUGAAAGACACUGCAGAAAGAGCUGGGGGUAAGGGGAAUUUUAGCUAUAGCCGUUUCUUUGCUGUCGGGUUGUUUCGCCUUCUUGAGCUGGCCAAUGCAACUGAACCUACAGUUUUAGAAAAGCUUUGUGCAGCUUUAAAUAUCAAUAAACGAAGUGUGGAUCGGGAUCUUGAUGUGUAUAGGAAUAUGCUGUCCAAGCUGGUUCAAGCGAAAGAGUUGCUUAAGGAGUAUGUUGAUAGAGAGAAGAAGAAAAGAGAAGAAAGAUCAGAAUCACAAAGGGCCAAUGAAGCCAUCAAAAAAUGUUUGGGGGAAUACUGAUACGUGGGCCCGCCAGUAAUUUGAUCUAUCUACUCCACUCCCAAUUUGCUUAUCAAUCCCCUUUUUGUUUGCUUCCUUCAGGGUUUAGGCACAAUUUGUCAUCAGAUUGGGGGUUGAGAAGCAUACUAUAUAUGUAUUUUCAAGUACAGUCUUACUCUUCCAAAUGUCUUUUGUUCACAAGUUGCAACUGUAGCAGUGUUAGUCUUGCAGUUUCUUGAACGUAACUUGGUAGUUCAAUUUGAACUCGUGGCGAUUUGUCCCA
Durio zibethinus is the source of this 1462-nucleotide messenger RNA. RefSeq names its product protein THYLAKOID FORMATION 1, chloroplastic-like. Gene Ontology annotation, biological process: protein import into chloroplast stroma; protein import into chloroplast thylakoid membrane; photosystem II assembly. Gene Ontology annotation, cellular component: chloroplast thylakoid. NCBI's taxonomy places the organism in Eukaryota, Viridiplantae, Streptophyta, Magnoliopsida, Malvales, Malvaceae. The record is from RefSeq and is a predicted model, not a curated record.